AUGUGGCGAUCCCUCGUGUCAAAGGGUUCGAUUCCGUUCAGAUCAGCCUUCACUCGCGUCGUCCACCCCGCAACCCGCGCAGCCGCCUUCGCAACGACCGCCAAAAUGCCUAACAGAGACCCCAACACCCUCUCCAACUACGGUGCCUGGCUCACCAAGCACACCACCGCCAACCUCACCAUCGACUUCAAGGAAAAGUGCCUGAAGGGCUCCGUCACCCUCGAGCUCGAGUCCCUUACCGACAAGGAGAGCAAGGAGAUCGUCCUCGAUUCCAGCUUCCUCUCCAUCUCUGGCGUCAAGGUGAACGCCGCGACCUCGACGUAUGAGGUCAAGGACCGUGUCGAGCCCUAUGGCGCCCCUCUGCAUGUCUUUGUGCCCCAGGGUGCGGCCAAGGGUGAGGUCGUGAAGUUGGACGUCGAUCUGAAGACUACCGACAAGUGCACCGCCCUUCAAUGGCUCACCCCCGCGCAGACCAGCAACAAGAAGCACCCGUACAUGUUCUCGCAAUGCCAGGCUAUCCAUGCUCGCUCGCUUUUCCCUUGCCAGGACACUCCGGAUGUCAAGUCGACUUACACUUUCGUCCUGACGUCCCCCCUACCCGUCGUGGCCUCUGGUGUGGCUGUCGAGGGCGAGCCAGAGAAGAAGGGCGACGAGACGGUGUACCGCUUCGAGCAGAAGGUCCCUAUCCCGUCGUACCUGUUCGCGCUGGCAUCCGGAGACAUCGCGACUGCACCUAUCGGCCCGCGCAGCAUCGUUGCCACCGGACCUGAUGAGCUCAAGGAGUCUCAGUGGGAGCUGCAGAACGACAUGGAGAAGUUCAUGGAGGUUGCGGAGAAGCUUGUCUUCCCUUACAGGUGGGGUCAGUACAACGUGUUGGUGCUGCCGCCUAGCUUCCCCUACGGCGGUAUGGAGAACCCUAUUUACACGUUUGCGACGCCGACCAUCAUCAGUGGUGACAAGCAGAAUGUGGAUGUUAUUGCGCACGAGUUGAGCCAUUCCUGGAGUGGAAACUUGGUUACCAGCUGCAGUUGGGAGCACUUCUGGUUGAAUGAGGGAUGGACGACCUACCUCGAGCGCAGAAUCGGCAUGGCCGUUCACGGUGAUGCUGAGCGUGACUUCUCCGCCAUUAUCGGCUGGAAGGCACUCGAGGACUCCGUGACCCUCUUCGGCGCCGACUCCGAGUUCACCAAGCUCAUCAUCAACCACAAGGGCAUCGACCCCGACGACGCCUUCAGCACUGUCCCCUACGAGAAGGGUUUCCACUUCCUCUACUACCUCGAGCGCCUCGUCGGCCGCGACGCCUUCGACAAGUUCAUCCCCCACUACUUCACCAAGUGGUCCCGCAAGUCGCUCGAUUCGUUCGAGUUCAAGGACACCUUCCUCACCUUCUUCAACGGCCUCGGCGACGCGGAGAUCAAGGACAAGGUCGCUUCCAUCGACUGGGACAAAUGGUUCUACCAGCCCGGUCUGCCGCCCAAGCCCGAUUUCGACACCUCGCUGGCGGAUGUGUGCUACAAGCUCGCCGAGAACUGGAAGGACGAGAAAUUCACACCCUCCCCCGAGGACGUCUCCUCCUUCUCCGGCAACCAAAAGCUCGUCCUCCUCGAGACCAUCGAGAAGUUCCCCAGCCCCCUCUCCGCCGACCGCGCCCGCCUGCUCGGCAAGACCUACGACCUCGUAUCCUCGCGCAACGCCGAGCUCAAGACGGCCUACUACAAGAUCGCGCUGGCCGCCAAGGACUCGUCCGCGUACGCCGGCGCCGCCGAGCUGCUCGGCCACGUCGGCCGCAUGAAGUUCGUCAGGCCCCUGUUCCGCUCGCUGAACAAGGUCGACCGCGAGCUCGCGCUCGAGACGUUCAGGAAGAACCGCGAUUUUUACCACCCCAUCUGCCGCGGUAUGGUUGAGAAGGAUCUUGGGCUUGUGUGA
Colletotrichum karsti is the source of this 1926-nucleotide messenger RNA. RefSeq lists its product as uncharacterized. Gene Ontology annotation, biological process: proteolysis. The transcript has 4 exons. The record is from RefSeq and is a predicted model, not a curated record. Gene Ontology annotation, molecular function: zinc ion binding; aminopeptidase activity; epoxide hydrolase activity. NCBI's taxonomy places the organism in Eukaryota, Fungi, Ascomycota, Sordariomycetes, Glomerellales, Glomerellaceae. Gene Ontology annotation, cellular component: cytosol. Bases 1 to 1926 code for a protein of 641 amino acids.